GCAAGGGUAAGAAACAAAUAAAGACUCUGACCAAACGACCAAACGACAUGAUACAGAGACGAGGAUAGAACUCAUCAAAAUCCCCUAGAAAUCAGAUUUUCUAAAGAUCAACGAGUGAAUCAGCUCCAGAGCACAAAGAAAUCAAUACCGUUUUGGAGGGGGGGGUUUAGAGCUACGCUGAUAACAGCUUCAACAAAAAGACUCUUGCUUUUACAACAUCCCGAGCUGUUAUGCACAAACCAUGGGAGAUGGAAACACCACCAACAGCAAUAGAAGUAACAGUAACAGCGAGAAGCCAGAAUGGUUGCAACAGUAUAAUCUGAUUGGCAAGAUUGGCGAAGGAACCUAUGGUCUUGUAUUCUUGGCAAAGAUCAAGGCUGCUGCUAAUCGUGGAAAGUCUAUUGCCAUCAAGAAAUUCAAACAGUCCAAGGAUGGAGAUGGUGUUUCCCCUACUGCUAUUCGUGAAAUCAUGUUGCUUCGCGAGAUCUCGCAUGAAAAUGUUGUGAAGCUUGUGAAUGUACACAUUAAUCAUAAUGAUAUGUCACUGUAUCUGGCUUUUGAUUAUGCUGAACAUGAUCUUUAUGAAAUUAUUAGGCAUCACAGAGAUAAGAACUCUCAGGGCACUAAUUUUAUCAAUCAGUAUACAGUAAAAUCAUUGCUGUGGCAGCUGCUCAAUGGACUGAACUAUCUUCAUAGUAACUGGAUUAUACAUCGAGAUCUAAAGCCAUCUAACAUCCUGGUUAUGGGUGAGGGAGAGGAACAUGGGUUUGUCAAAAUUGGUGAUUUUGGACUUGCAAGAAUAUAUCAAGCUCCGUUAAAGCCAUUAUCUGAUAAUGGAGUGGUGGUAACCAUUUGGUAUCGUGCACCCGAGUUGCUUCUGGGAGCAAAGCACUAUACUAGUGCUGUUGAUAUGUGGGCUGUUGGAUGCAUUUUUGCUGAACUUUUGACUUUGAAGCCACUUUUUCAAGGGUCAGAAGCUAAAUCCACGCCAAAUCCGUUCCAGCUCGAUCAACUCGACAAGAUUUUUAAAGUUCUAGGCCAUCCUACCCUCGAGAAGUGGCCUUCUCUUGCACAUCUUCCUCAUUGGCAAUCAGAUUUGCAGCAUAUUCAGGCACACAAGUAUGAGAGUGCUGGACUACACAAUGUUGUGCAUCUACCACCAAAAAGUGCUCCUUUUGAUCUCCUAUCUAAGAUGCUUGAAUAUGAUCCUCGAAAACGUAUAACAGCUGCGCAAGCUCUAGAACAUGAGUACUUUCGGAUUGACCCUUUACCAGGGCGAAAUGCCCUUGUGCCUUCUCAGCCCGGAGAGAAGGUGAUCAAUUAUCCAAUUCGUCCUGUAGAUACAAAUACAGAUUUUGAAGGAACCACCAGUAUGCAGCCUCCGCAACAAAUGUCAUCUGCAAAUGCAGUUUCUGGAGGUAUGCAAAGUGGUCAUGGAAUGGCCAAUAGAUCUGGUCCUCGACCAAUGCCGAUGGGCAUGCAGAGAAUGCAAUCCCAGGCUAUGGCUGCUUAUAAUCUUGCACCUCAGGCAGGGAUGGGUGGAAUGAAUCCAGCUGGCAUGCCAAUGACACGGGGUGUUGCUUCCCAGCCACAUCUGCGGAGGAAAGAACCUCCUGGAUUGGGGCCUGGAUAUCCUCAACAGAAAUCGAGACGCCAAUAAGAAAAUGAUGUUGGAAGGAUUCUUUUAAAAACAUUUAAGGCCGAGUCCAACCCGAAGUUUCUUCAAACUUGCCUUGGCGGUCAGCUGAUGCACUGUGCACCUUUUUCUAUGACAUGGUAAGCCACUUCUGUUUUUGAGGUAGCUUAAUUGAAGCUUACACAGAGAAAAAAAAAAGAUAGUUAUCAUAUACAAUAGGUAAGCAUAUCAGCGUGCUGGCUAGGAGAAAUUACUGUGUUAUGCUAACAAUGAGUUAACCUAAGAAUUUCUUGCUGGCCAGAGGUUACUAGAAAAUAGUUGUAUUUGUAACCAUUAUGUAGAAUGUCAUUUCGUAACAUUUCAAAGGGUGUAUGAGCUUGAUAUGAGACAAAAAAAAUGUUUCUUUGAGCACAAUACUUGUAAUUGCCAUCUGGUUCAAGCAGGCAGCAAGAAUUGAACUUGCAGGAAAUUGAUUUUCUCAAUUUUAAAUCUGGAAUGUACAAACCUAAAUUCCCCAAGUAUGAAAUGAGAUAAUUAACUUCAAAAUA
This is a messenger RNA of Mercurialis annua (annual mercury), 2184 nucleotides long. Its product is annotated as cyclin-dependent kinase E-1. Gene Ontology annotation, cellular component: mediator complex; nucleus. Bases 242 to 1660 code for a protein of 472 amino acids. The record is from RefSeq and is a predicted model, not a curated record. NCBI's taxonomy places the organism in Eukaryota, Viridiplantae, Streptophyta, Magnoliopsida, Malpighiales, Euphorbiaceae. Gene Ontology annotation, molecular function: cyclin-dependent protein serine/threonine kinase activity; RNA polymerase II CTD heptapeptide repeat kinase activity; ATP binding. The transcript has 2 exons. Gene Ontology annotation, biological process: protein phosphorylation.